Rotaria sp. Silwood2 is the source of this 1344-nucleotide messenger RNA. NCBI's taxonomy places the organism in Eukaryota, Metazoa, Rotifera, Eurotatoria, Philodinida, Philodinidae. The record is from the annotation of a GenBank genome assembly.
AUGAGUAUUACAAAUAAAUCUCAAUUAAAUAAAAAAGAUAUUGAAGUUCUUGUUCAACAAAAUGAUCCAUCAAUAUCAUACACCAAACCUGAAGAAACUAGUACGAUGUCGAACUAUUGGUCUGAAUUCAGUCAAAUCUAUGUAAAUAAUCUCAAACAAAAUUUUAUUAUUUGUGAUAAUUGUAAAUCAAUACUUGUUUAUAAAUCGUCUACUGGAUCUGGAUGUAUGCAAGUUCUUUCUCGUUCUUGCCAAUCCAAAAAGGAAAAUUUUAAUCCAGUUAGUCAUCAACAAAAAAUUAACCAUUAUUACAAGUCAAAUGGAGAAAAAAAGAUACCAAAACAAGUAAAAAAUGCCAUGACGUCUUGUUAUAUUGAAUUUGUGGUUCAAGAUGGUCGAGCUUUUCGUUUAGGACAAGAUGAAGGUUUUAUUUCUUUGGCCAAACAAUUGUUUAAUGCUGGUAGAGUUAUGUCAUCAUCAAGUCAUAUAGCAGUUGAAGAACUUUUACCGGAUCCAACUACGGUUAGUAGGUAUAUUGAUCGAAUGCAUGCUCAUCAAAGAAAACAAUUAAUAAAAAUAUGUCAAUCUAUGGAUAGUUAUUGCAUCGUUGUGGAUUUUUGGUCUGAAUCUUACACCGAUAAUACACUGAUGUAUAACAUGAAUAUAUUUGCUUUUUUUCGAAAAGGUAUAUCAUAUUGUGGUUUAUUACUUAAUCAUGUUAAUACAAAAUAUCAAUUAGAAACAUAUUUACUUGGUUGUCAUCCAUAUGGCAUGGAAAAUAAACGAGCACCAACAGUUCGAGCUUAUAUUGACGAAAUAUUAAAUGAUUUUGGUCUAAAGUUGGACAAAGACAAAUUCGUUAUGACUGACAAUGAACCAUUGAUGAAAUGCAUUUUUAGUUUAAAUUGUACAAGAAUAGGCUGUAGUAGUCAUUACGUCAACAAACAGUUGCAGCAUGCUUUCACUUCAACGGAAAUUGAUAAAGAACCAGUUAAUUGCGAAUUAGCACAAAAUAUGUUUAAUGAUACAAAACAUAUUGUUGCAACAGUGCGACGUAUGCAUAAACAACAGAAUGGUGCUUAUGAAAUUUUAAUUGUAUUUAAUGAAGUUUUUAAUGAAUUAGCUAAUAUUCUUGAUUCACGAUUAUUAUUAACAUAUGCGACAAUUGAUAAAAAUCUUUUAGAUGAUAUUUGUGAAUUCUUAUCUACAUUUGAUACUGCUUUUGAAAUUUUAAGUGACAGUAAACGAUCAACACUUCAUCGUGUUUUACCAUUGAAACAGCUAUUGAUUAACAAAUGUUGUAUUAAUGGUGAUGAAUUAGAAGGUUUAAAACAAGUAAACGAUUAG